This is a messenger RNA of Monomorium pharaonis (pharaoh ant), 3708 nucleotides long. RefSeq lists its product as uncharacterized. The transcript has 2 exons. The record is from RefSeq and is a predicted model, not a curated record. Lineage: Eukaryota; Metazoa; Arthropoda; Insecta; Hymenoptera; Formicidae. The coding region runs from base 2972 to 3604 and encodes 210 amino acids.
CAAUAAACUUGCAACUUUUCUGUUUGAAAGGGUAUUUGCGCAUACGUUUCUCUUGCGAAUAAAUUCAAGAAUCGAGCCUCUGAGCCACUUCAGCUAUAGCACGGCUCAUUGUGUCAAGCAUUGGCUGCCGGUUUGAGCGGCUUAGCGCUGCUUUCGGUGCGCUCUUAUUUGUUCAAUUUAAAAAAUUAUUAUUUUGGCUAUUAUUGGAGAUAUCCAAAAACUAUAGUAGAUUUUUAUGUUCACCUUAAUCUCGUCUAUCUUUCUAUUAAGUAUUGCAUACAUUAUACGAGACACCGUGUAUAUAGGGCGUUUUCUGUAAAUGGAGAUCUCUCUCUGCCCAGAAUAUACUUCAAUAUUAAAAAAGCAGCAAGUGCGCAAAUUAUAGCUAAAAACGUCUAUUUUUAAAUGCCGUUUGGUAUUUUUUGAAAAAUUUAGUACAAGAUACCAAUAUGGUGUCAAAUUGAGACUAUUUUCCCUCAUUUAUGAACAGAAUAUUUGAACAAAAUAUCAAGACACAAUAUAUAGACUUUAAAAUGCGUUUUCAGAGUAGCUGAAAAUUUCUAGAUACUCAUUUUAGUUAAAAUAUUAUUUUUUGAUACUUCGAUCGAAUAUUCUGCGUGUAACUCACUGAUUUUAGUUAUAAUUUGUUCGAAACUGAUGAACAAUUAUUGCAAACGUAUAAUAUUACAAAUUUAAAAAUCAGAAAUUUUCGAGCUAACUACAAAGGGUUUCAAAAUAUAGAUUAUAAUAUAGCUGAACAAUCUAAUAGUAAUGUGUCUACAACUGGUAAUCAACAAUCAUUUGUAUUAAAAAAAUACACAAAAAGAAAAUGUAACAAACAAUAUGGCUGGACUAUCUAAUAAUAAUUUGUCCGGAACUGAUGAACAAUUAUUGCAAACAUAUAAUAUUACAAAUUUAAAAAUUAGAAAUUUUCGAGCUAACUACAAAGGGUUUUAAAAUACAGAUUAUCAUAAUUUAAGUCAACAUUAUGUAGAAAAAAUGGAAGUCGAGUGUCAAUAUUGUAGAGGGAAACAUUUUCAUGCUGAAAAAGUUCACAAUAAAGAUAACUCAUUCAAAGAUAGUUGUAAUCAUGGAAAAGUUAUAUUGGAACCUUUACCAACAUUUUUUAAUGAACUACAACAAUUAUUUUUGGGAAAUCAUAAAAAAUCUAAUGAGUUUUUUUAAAAACCUAAGAAGUUACAAUGGUGCAUUUUCUUUUGCAUCUCUUAAUGCUAAUUUGGUUAAUUUUAAUGCAUAAAAACGAGGACCUUAUUGUUUCAAAAUUCAAGGUUAAAUUUAUUACCAAAUUAAUACUGCAUUAUAUCCUGCUAUAAAUGAGCAAUCAAGUUAUGGACAGCUUUUUAUUCUUGACGCUAACGAAGCUACAGAAUGCCGUUUAAAUGUAAAUACAAAUCUUCAUGAAGAGUUAUUGCGUACAUUAGAUGACAUUAUUCGUAAUAAUAAUAUAUUUGCUCAAUCAUAUCAAAUGAUGCACGAAGAAAUACUUAAUCAAAAAAGUUUAGGUUUAAAUAUACCUAAUUUAAAAAUAGGAUUUUUAAAUAAAAAAACAGGCAUUGAUCGUGGAAGAUAUAAUGUUCAAAAAAUUAAUAAAGUUGCUGCAAUAUUUUCAACUACUGCAGAUGGAAAUAUUCCUGAUUGUUAUGUUACAAUUAGAAACAAAUGUGAUAAAACUUUAAAAUACGUUAGUAUGGAUCCAAACGUUGAACCUUGGAUUUAUCCAAUGUAUUAUCCAUAUGGUACACAAGGUUGGCAUGAUAAUAUUAAACAAAUCGGAUGGAAAACGUGUAACUAGAUCCAUGUAUGUUCAAUACCGAAUGGCUGUAUGUAAUAAUGUCAAUGUUUUUUUAAUAGGUAAACGGCUAUUUCAACAAUGGCUUGUUGAUAGCUAUGUAAAAAUAGAAAAAGAUAGAAUUAAUUGGUGUAAAGUAAAUCAAAAACAUUUGAGAGUGGAAAAGCACCAAGGACUGAUUGACUAUUUAGAAAAAAAGUGGCUGAUACUAAUGUUUAUAUUGGACGUGUAAUAAUACUUCCUUCUACAUUUAUUGGUUCAUCUAGAAAUAUGAUGCAAAAUUAUCAAGAUGCGAUGACUAUUGUUCGCAAAUAUGAAACGCAGUUUGCCGCACAUACAUAUGUUAAUAACUAUGAAACAAAAUUGCAAAAUUACUAAUUUGGAAACUGUUGAUAAAUAUAUUUCUGCUGAAAUUCCCGAUCCUGCUAUUGAUAAAAAUUUACAUGAAAUUGUCAUGAAGAAUAUGAUUCAUGGACCAUAUGGUGAUUGGUGUAUGAUAAAUGGAAAAUGUUCAAAACAUUUUCCAAAAUCCUUUCACGAAGAAACAACUAUGGAUGAAAAUGGUUAUCCACAAUAUCGUCGAAGAGACACUGGCAUUUUGUAUGAGAAACCCGAAGAAUUUGUAGUAGAUAAUCGGUUUGUUCCUUAUUGUCCCAUAUUAUCACAAAUUUUUAAUUGUCAUAUUAAUGUUGAAGUUGUUUCAAGUAUUAAGUCAAUAAAGUAUUUAUACAAAUAUAUUUACAAAGGUCACGAUGCAGCAUCUGUAGUUAUAGAACAAGAUGUGAAUAAUGUAGAAAUUGUUCAUGACGAAAUCAAAGAUUUUAUUGAAGCACGCUAUGUAGGACCAGUUGAAGCUUACUGGCGUUUGUAGGUAAAACAUUACAAGAGAAGAGUCAUGCUAUUAUUCGUCUAUCUGUACAUUUGCCAAAUGAACAGAAUGUUAUUAUAUCUAAUAAUUCAAAUAAACAAGAUUUACAAUCUGCUUUAGAUCGUAUAACAAUGUUAAUGGAUUAUUUUAAAUAAAAUAAACGAAAUGUUGAUGCACGUCAGUAUGUAUAUACAGAUAUACCUUUAUAUUUUGUAUUUAAAAAGGUAACAUUUAACGGAAAACAAAUUUAUCGUUGGAAAAAACGUCAAUGUCAUUUUAACUAUAUUGGACGCAUGUACUCAGUUAGCCCAAUUGAAAUCGAAUUAUUUCAUUUACGUAUUCUUUUAUUGAAUGUUAAAGGAACAACAUGCUAUAAUGACUUAAAAACAGUCAAUGGUGAAUUACAUCAAACGUUUACUUCUUCAUGUUUAGCUUUAGGCUUAAUUGAAGAUAAUGAAGAAUGGAAAUGUGCAAUAAACGAAGCUUCUAUUUGGAUGAUGCCAAGACAACUUAGGUUACUUUUUGUUCGAAUAUUAAUACAUUGCCAACCAGGGCAUUCAAAAGAAUUGUGGGAUGAAUUUCAAGUUGCAAUGUCAGAAGAUUACAUACGACAAUUUGGACGAGUCACUGGGAUAAGAAAAGCUUAUAUUCAAAUUGGUCAAUUACUUUGCAAAGAAGAUUGGGAACUUUCACAAUUUCCAGAAAUGGAACAAAUAACGAUUGAAUAUGAAAAAGAACAUGCCAAACAAUUGAAAAAAGAAGUCUUACUUGGUGAACAACAAUACAGUCAGUUAAAUCAUGACCAAAAAAUAAUUGUUGAUUAUGUUUUAACUCUUUUAGAAAAAACUGAUGGUCAACAAUUAAAAUGUUUAUACAUUGACGGUUUAUACAUUGACGGUUUAUACAUUACCUGGAGAUUCAGGUAAAAUUUUUGUUUAUACAACAUUAUAUUAUAUUACUAUUUACUCAAGUCUCAAAACAAAGUUGUUAGUACAAUGGCUUUCACUGGUUUCGCUGCAACGUUACUACC